Messenger RNA from Saccostrea cuccullata (small rock oyster), 1526 nucleotides. RefSeq lists its product as uncharacterized. Lineage: Eukaryota; Metazoa; Mollusca; Bivalvia; Ostreida; Ostreidae. The coding region runs from base 2 to 1486 and encodes 494 amino acids. The transcript is spliced from 8 exons. The record is from RefSeq and is a predicted model, not a curated record.
UAUGGCUUGGUUCCUUUGUUGCAGGAAAAUUGUAUUUAUGGCAUUAUUAGACAUUGCAUUGUGCAUCUGUAACUUAGGACAACUACAAAAAGAGACUGCCUCAAUGUCGUCUGUAUAUCGAUAUAGGGAUACGAAUAUCGCUUUAAAUGCUUCGGGGGCAUUAGACGGGAAGUUUCGUAACCACAUGAAGGGUGAUUGUGCUGGAACAAAUGUUGAAGAAGCAUAUAAACAUGCAUGGUGGAAUAUUACUCUAUCACGUUUGUGGAGAAUUUACAAAAUCAACAUCAUUUUCAGAGAAGAUUACUUUCGCCAUAACGGUUACUACGUAUACCUCAAUAAGGAUCCUGUUGACAUCAGUGGUCUCGCCAGUCUACCUGCCGUGUAUCGGGGACACCUGGUACACCCUAGUACACAAAACGUCAUCCUCUUCCCUGAGGGACACCAAGGAAAGCAGCAGUUGUCCAUUUAUCUGAACAAAUCUGAACCUGAAGAUACCGACGGGGAUGAAAAGAACAACGUCCUUGAUAUUUGUGAAGUAGAAAUACUAGGUUGUGUAAACAAGAAAGGUAGAGGUACCCGAGACAUAGGAUGCGCAUGCCCGGAGCAGGCGGAAUACCCAGCUGAUGCUUUGAAGACGGAGAUUGCUUUUCCCAGCAAUGGAAACUCUAUCACUAUCCAGUGCUAUUCGAAAUAUAUCAUUAUACUAAAUGUAUCAAGUCUUCAAGAGAAAUGUAAUUUUAAAAAGAAAUGCACAACAAAUACUAAAGAUAUCCUCCAUACUAUAUUUUUCCAAUGUUCUGAGUUCUGCCUCAAUCUCACAUAUGAUGAGUUGACAACUGAAAUUGAAGACAAUUCGAAAGGGUACUACCUAGAGAAUGAAAUUAUCACACUCCGAUGCAAAGAAAACCAUAAGCUCUUUAGCGGUGAUCUGAAGAGAAUGUGUAAAGGCAAUGAGUCAUGGAAUGGUGAAGAGACUGUUUGCAAAAGAUUUUGUCGGAAUGCUGCAUUCAAUGAAAACACAACUCUGGUUAUUCAAAGAACUCCACAUGUCUUUGUGAAUCAGAACGUUACCUAUAAGUGUAAGACCAACCAUCGGCUGGUGAGUGGCGACCUGACACGACAAUGUUUGAAUGACAGUGCAUGGACAGGUUCUCAGCCCAUAUGUAAGAAAUGCCAGUGCCCCUGCAAGAGAACAAAAUCUCAAAACUUCAUUAAAGACAAUGAAAUUCUUGGCAAAGUCAUUGAAAAAAGAAAGAAAAAGCUGGAAGUGAAGAAAUUCGAGCUUUCAUCAACAAUUCGAAAGAAAACAUCAGCCCCGGAUGAAAGGAAGUCUGCGCAAGGAGUUGGGAUGGCAUUAGGAGUAGGAUUGAUUACUUCUGUUUUGUCAAUAAUAAUCUGCAGUGAUCUCCCUCUGUUGUGGAGACAUAUUAGGUAUGGACCUCAACCACAAAAAAGAAAAUGUAGGGCCCGAAAAAUAAGACGUUAAAGUGAUUCGUUUAUUAAGAAGGAUAAUUCGUAAAGAAGAU